Messenger RNA from Prunus avium (sweet cherry), 1143 nucleotides. The record is from RefSeq and is a predicted model, not a curated record. Lineage: Eukaryota; Viridiplantae; Streptophyta; Magnoliopsida; Rosales; Rosaceae.
AUGGGUUCAGAUUGGGCAGAAUUGUGCAACCAAAUUUUGGAUUUAGUUUUAGAGAAAUUAGUGUCAUCAUCAGACUACUUGCGAUUCAGUCUUGUUUGUAAGUCAUGGCAUAGUGCAGCAAAGGAUUAUCAAAGAAGUGGUAAUUUGUCAACUUGUCAUCCUCCAAUGCUCUUGAUAUCUACAGGUAAAAAUGGUAUAUGGAGAUUAUACAACAUCAUGGAUGAUAAAGUCCUUGAUUUGCAACUGAAUUUGUCGAAUAAGAGAUUUUGUGGAUCUUCAAAAGGAUGGUUAAUAGCCGUGGAUCAAAGUCGUAUAGUUACCCUAAUAAAUCCAUUUGUUAGGGUCAAAGGGAGGAGAAUGAAAAAAAAUUCAAUCAUUCGCCUUCCUCCGCUAACCCCUCCAUCUCCAAAUAUUAGGGAUGAGAUGUUGGCAUGGGCUCCAUAUUCUAACUAUUUUAUCUUCAAAGCAAUGCUUUCAGCGGAUCCAAUAUUAGAUGCGAACAAUUGCAUUGUUUUGGUCAUAUACGAGCAACAAUGUCAAAUGGCAUUUAUUAGACUUAAUAAAGACACAACGUGGACCUACGUUGAUCAAAGAUAUAGCAUAAUUGAAGAAGUUGUUCUCCAUCAACAUAAGGUUUAUGCUGCUAGCGACCGAAGUUUUGUAUCUUUUGAUAUCACUACUCGUUCCCUAUCGAAUGUAAAAUUUGUUGCACAAUGUUUUAGGUCAGGUGAUUGGAUGAAGACAUAUCUCGUGGAUUCAAAUGAUGAAGAGUUGUUGAUGGUUGAAAGGAAAAUUGAGCUUGAAGAAGAACGGGUGACAAGGAAAUUUAAAAUUUUCAAAUUCGAUUAUAAGGAGUGCAAGUGGAUUGUCAAAAAAAGCUUAGGUGAUGUUGCUAUAUUUCUGGGUGACAACUCUUCAAUAUCUGUAUCUGCUUCAAAGUUUCCAGAAUGUCAGCCGAAUUGCAUAUACUUCACCCAUGAUAAUAUAAGCGUAGGAGCUGAACUCGGACCUCGUGGGCCUUGUGAUAUUGGUGUGUAUGAUGUCGCAAGUAAAAAAAUAUCACAACCUUCUAAAGAUGUUAUGACUCUGGUGAAGAAGAGCAGGCAACCUCCGAUUUGGAUUGUGCCAAGAAUUCAGUUGUAA